Molecule: messenger RNA, 3152 nt
Organism: Anthonomus grandis grandis
Lineage: Eukaryota; Metazoa; Arthropoda; Insecta; Coleoptera; Curculionidae
Product: katanin-interacting protein-like
Exons: 18
Coding region: 144-2981 (945 amino acids)
Source: RefSeq, a predicted model, not a curated record
AACAAUAACAAAAUUGCUCCAUCGGUGGUGAAUUUCACAAUGACAUUUGCAAAAAUCCCGUUUGCGCUCCCUUGACAAAUAGAAAGUGAAAAUUUACUGUUACAGGCAAAUAUUAUGUGGGAAUCGCUCAAUAGUUUCAACUAAUGCCAUUGAAAGUUAUGGAGGGAAAAGUAAAAAAGGAGCCCGACAGUGGUGGAGACUCUAAGGGUGAAAAAAAGCUGAGUCCAGCUCAUGGGAGCCAUCAGCAAGUGCCAAAAUGGUUGGAAGAGAUUUCUAGUACAAUUUCAAAAGAAUACUUUGAAGAACCACUCAAAACAACCGGAGACUCUCAGGACAAAAAACCUUUUGGCAUUAACUUUAGCACCUCUAACAUUCCUAACCGAAUACCCUAUUUAGAAGGGAAAAUCGGAGAGCCCAGAAGUUCCUCCUCAGCCAAAUUUGGUCGAAGAUCCUCAAUAACAAUGGAUCUUUAUAAAGAGCACUCGCCAAAGCAUCUUACGAUGACGAACGCGGAUUACGUGGUGCCAAACCUUGAAGAAAACACGCAUCUGAACAGCCUCUACAGUCUCGAUCAGGAUCUGGAAAAAUCGUGGAAAAGCUUAAGCCAAUUCAACCAAGUACAAAAAGGAAGACUGCCAAGGAAAAGUGAGAAGCCCCAAUCUGGUGUGAGCGUUUCAAGUGACUUGCUGCCCGAUAACUAUUGGAAUUUGAGGCAUAUUCCCUCUUCUCCAGAAAGCGAUUUUGAUUUGAUGGAUCGCUGCAAGAGCGAAAUGUCCAAUGAGCGAACUCAGAGUAGUUAUAAUAAUACGGAAAACUUGGCAAAAUCUAAAUCAUCGGAGACUAUUUUUGGGGAUAUUUCGAGCGAGGAUCCUGGAUUGAAAAUUGACUCACAAAGGACCAAUACUAAUAAUUUCGAUAAAAAACUUAAGGAUUAUAAAUCUCGUUUGGAAGAAGAAGAGAAAUUUCGAGAGAAAAUCAUUAACGAGCUGCUCUUUGAAAAUGAACGAAUAACUAGUGGUUUUAGAAGGAGCAAAUCCAAAGAAAACAUCAAUAAAAAGAAAAAGCCGAGACAUAAAAGCCAUUUUACUGAACGAAGAACCAGUUACCCGCCACAGGAGGGCGAAUUUUUCAAGGAUAGGUUUGGGGAUACCCUUAAAGAGUCAAUUAAUGAUGUUUUUAUUAUUCCUGAACUUCCCCGAGGCAAGAACCUCACUAUAGACAUCUUAAGCACCUGGGGUGACAAAUACUACGUAGGGCUUAACGGAAUCGAACUAUUUUCUUCUGAGGGCCAAAUAGUCCAAGUACAACAAAUAUCCGCUUUACCAGCUGACGUGAACAUUCUGCCAGAAUGUCAAAAUGAUCCUAGAAUAGUGUCAAAUUUAUUAGACGGCGUUAAUAGAACGAGAGACGAUUUGCAUAUUUGGUUGGCCCCAUUUUAUCAUGGGAGAAGCCAUAUGAUUACAAUAGAGUUUUAUGAUGAAGUUACCAUUGCGAUGAUAAGAAUCUGGAACUAUAAUAAAUCAAGAAUUCAUUCUUACCGGGGAGUCAAAGACUUGGUAAUGAUGCUGGAUGACCAAGUCAUAUUCAAAGGUGAAGUAGCUAAGGCUUGUGGUGAUAUACAAGGCAGCAUUCAGCAAUUCGGUGAUACAAUACUAUUUACAAUAGACGAGGCUAUUUUGGAAAAAAUAUCACUCAAUGAUACGUCGUUUGCUUUGCUGAAUUCCCAUGCUUCCACCCCUGGAAACCGAGAUGAGAGACCCCCAACUUCAAUUUUAUGUUCUGAGGUUCGUCCAAUAACUGGUAUUUCACUAAACCAAGAAUCCAUUACAAAAACCAGAUCAAAUAAAGAAGAAUUUCGCGAUAAAUUAGACUCGCCCCAGGAACAAAUAUUAAUGGCUGCCAAAAGUAUGGAUUUGGUUCUGGUGGAAAAUUGGGGAAAUGCUUUGGCAAUCGGAUUAACCGGUCUCGAAGUUAUCGGAGCAGGAGAUGCAGUUAUCAGUAUUAACGACAGGAACAUCACAACAAAUGUAAAGAGCAAAUCGGUGAAAAAUCUACUAAAUGGCCACAACUUGACCACUAAAUCAAAGGAUAUGUGGUGUACAUCCCUUCACCAAAACGAAACCAUUGUAAUUUCCGUAAAAUUUGACGAUUUUCAAUAUAUUUCAGGUAUAAAAUUUUGGAACUACAACGAAAACCUUGAACUAACAUACGCUGGAGUGAAGAUGUUAAAAAUCUUUUUAGAUAACCAACUAAUCAUGAAUCCGGCUUUAGGAGGUGAAUGUUUUCUUUUGAGACGUGCCCCCGGAAACUGUUUGUAUGAUUUUGUCCAAGAAGUCAGAUUCUUUGGCGACCCAUCAGAGAAUCUUCAAAUUUACUCAUCCAUGUCUUUGGACUCAAUGUAUGGUUUUGUUGUAGAGUUAGUGAUUUAUUCUACUUGGGGUGAUCAGUAUUAUGUGGGGCUUAAUGGACUGGAAUUAUACAGUUUUAAUGGAGAUAGGAUACCCCUGGAAGAUCAAAAUAUUUGUGCAUAUCCGGAAAGCGUAAACGUCCUUCCAAACGUUUCCGGAGACACCAGAACUCCCGAAAAAUUAAUAAAUACCCAAAAUGAUAACGACAGUGGUAGCCAGUCUUGGCUGGCCCCUCGUAUACCCAAGCUUUUAAACCGGGUGUUUGUGGUAUUAGAUUAUCCGAUUUCCAUUGCUUAUAUAAAACUGUGGAACUAUUCGAAAACCCCUUGUAGAGGCGUUAAGGAUUUCGGGAUUUUAAUUGAUGAUCUCUUAGUUUAUAAUGGAACAUUAAACCAGUUCGACCAAGAAGAAAGAUCACAAAUAUUUUACUUAAAUAAUGACCAGGAAAUGCAAAAUGGUGACGAGGAAAAUUUUGACCCCAAUAAGACCGAAAGUGCGAAUAAAUUGCUGCAUCAGGAUGAUAUUGACGAGAAUUUGAGGCCCAUGACUUGUGUGAGUCCCUGUUUUAAAUGAUCAGACGUUUAUCGACUAGAGGAGUUAUUGCAAUUUAUGAUAUUGUCUUAUACAGGGUGUAAACAAACGCAAAUUUCACGUUGCUACCACACUGAGUAGUCAUCAUUUCUGAAACACCUUGUAUUAGUUUGUGUUCUAAUGUUUGUGUAAUAUAAUUAGUUUUGCAUAAAA